AUGCACUCAAUGUCCGAGUACUUGCAAGCUUGGCCUGAGUUUGAUACUUUGGGUGAUUACGCGUUGACUUUCGAUGUACUUGGAGACGCUAUCGACGCUGGUACCCACGGUGCUCAUGGUGCUCCCGAUGAACCCGUCGCACCCACACAGGACAAGCCACCGAAAAAGAGACGCAGGAAAAGAAAUAGUAUCACCAAACCGUUGAACGCUUGGCUAAUAUUUCGGAACGAAUUUCAGGACAAGCUGAAAGCUGAAGGAUGUGAAGUGAAGGCCGUCGGCCAAGUUUCGAGUUUGGCCUCGGCAGAGUACUCCAAGCUCACGAAAGCGCAGCGCGACCGUUAUAACUAUUUGGCGAAUAUCGAGACUGAAAACCACAAGCUCCAAUACCCUGGCGUCAAGCUCACGCGUCGCGCAAAACCAAAAAAGCAAAAGCAGAAGGAGCAGGGGCAAAAGCAAAAGCAGGUGGAGAACGAUCAGGAGUGUGUAGGAAAUAACACACACCUUGAAGAUAAGACAAACCGUUGCACAGAAUCUGCCGUUCCAGAUGGAUUGUCCGGCAUCGACAAAACUAUCAGCGCGAUGCUUAACGACUUUUCCAUAGAUGAUAUGCAUUCACAGCCAGCAAAUGUUCAGAUGGUAAACUCUUGCCAGGUGGAUCCAUCUCAGCUUCGCCCAAAGCUUUGGCCACCUAAACCACGCUCAAUCAAGCCACCUGAGACGGACUAUAACGACACGCCCUUUGGAUGCUUUGCCGAUGAAGACCCACCAAACUUUGAGCGCUCGUACUCUUUGAUUCCCUGA
This is a messenger RNA of Wallemia ichthyophaga EXF-994, 801 nucleotides long. RefSeq names its product Transcription factor 7-like 1-A. The transcript has 4 exons. The record is from RefSeq and is a predicted model, not a curated record. Lineage: Eukaryota; Fungi; Basidiomycota; Wallemiomycetes; Wallemiales; Wallemiaceae. Bases 1 to 801 code for a protein of 266 amino acids.